AUGGGACGCAGACGCAGCACGGCUCAGCACAGCGAGCCGCCGAGCGCCACCUGCUGGCGCGGCUAUCAGCCUGGCACUGCGCUGGCCGCGGCGGCGUGGCGGCUUGGUCACGGCGACUGGGCAGGGACGUUCGAGGUGCCCACCGCCUUCAUAAGUACUCUUGAGGAGACGGUGAAGAAUGAACCUGCGUCACCUCAACAGACGUUCGAGGUGCCCACCGUCUUCAUAAGUACUCUUGAGGAGACGGUGAAGAAUGAACCUGCGUCACCUCAACAGACGUUCGAGGUGCCCACCGUCUUCAUAAGUACUCUUGAGGAGACGGUGAAGAAUGAACCUGCGUCACCUCAACAGACGUUCGAGGUGCCCACCGCCUUCAUAAGUACUCUUGAGGAGACGGUGAAGAAUGAACCUGCGUCACCUCAACAGACGUUCGAGGUGCCCACCGUCUUCAUAAGUACUCUUGAGGAGACGGUGAAGAAUGAACCUGCGUCACCUCAACAGACGUUCGAGGUGCCCACCGUCUUCAUAAGUACUCUUAAGGAGACGGUGAAGAAGUGA
This is a messenger RNA of Schistocerca cancellata (South American locust), 558 nucleotides long. RefSeq lists its product as uncharacterized. The transcript has 7 exons. The record is from RefSeq and is a predicted model, not a curated record. The coding region runs from base 1 to 558 and encodes 185 amino acids. NCBI's taxonomy places the organism in Eukaryota, Metazoa, Arthropoda, Insecta, Orthoptera, Acrididae.